CUUCCUCAUCAAAGAGUAGAGUUGUUUUCACGCGUGGUUGUUGUGUCUCCUUAUUUUAUUAUUAAAAAAUAGGUCACACAACCCACCUUUCAUUCGUGAAUAAACUCUUCUAAAGUUUAUAAAGUCUUAAAAAAAAUAUAAAAAAUCUAAAAAAAAAAAUAUAAAAAAUAAUAAAAUCCAAAAAAAUAACUUAAAAUAAUUAAAACCAAAAAAAUCGCAAAACGUAGAACGUAAAAUAAAUAAAGUAAUAAUAAUAAAUCUGCGAACAACAACUCAGUGGACAAGAAAAAACGUAAGUAGUAACGUUAUUUAAGUAACAAGAAAAAAAGGCCGUGUAAGUGUAGUACGACGACGUUAAUAAUUGGUAAAUAGAUAUAUAUAUAUAUAUAUAUCAAUAAUAAUAAUAAUAAUUAAUAUUAUUAUUGCUAUCACCAUUAAGAGUGGAAAAAAUAUAAGUGUGCUUGUGGAAUUAUUUGUUGGGGAAAAAUCAGCAAAUCAGGAAAAGGCGAUUCAACACGAGCCAUAUUGAAGCAUCGAAUAUAGACGAGAAGAGGCCAUUUUUUUUUCUCCCACCAGUCACCGAGUCAUUCAGUUCCGCUUAGAACUCGGCAUAACCAACAUCGUUGACUGCUAACGUGGUUAGGACCGUUACUGUUUUUUUUUAACCUUUAUUAUUUAUUAUUACAUUUAUUUUCACGUUGAUAAGAAGAAAUAAAAAAGGAUCACGAUGAAUCCUGGUGCACCGAAUUACCCAAUGGCAUCGCUCUACGUCGGAGACUUGCAGUCGGAUAUUACUGAAGCAAUGCUGUUUGAAAAAUUCUCAUCUGCUGGUCCUGUUUUGUCUAUUCGCGUAUGUCGCGAUGUUAUUACUCGACGUUCUCUUGGCUACGCCUACGUUAAUUUUCAACAGCCUGCUGAUGCCGAACGUGCAUUGGACACUAUGAACUUUGAUAUGCUUAAAGGACGGCCUAUUAGAAUAAUGUGGUCGCAACGUGAUCCGUCUCUCCGUAAGUCCGGAGUUGGAAAUGUCUUUAUCAAGAACUUGGACCGUAGCAUUGAUAACAAGGCUAUGUACGAUACUUUCUCAGCGUUUGGUAAUAUUCUCAGCUGUAAAGUCGCUCAAGACGAGACUGGCGAGUCCAAGGGUUAUGGAUUCGUGCAUUUUGAAACUGAGGAAGCUGCUAAUAAAUCUAUUGACAAGGUCAACGGUAUGCUGUUGAACGGCAAAAAGGUCUACGUUGGCAAAUUCAUCCCACGCAAAGAGCGCGAAAAGGAAUUGGGCGAGAAAGCAAAACUCUUCACCAACGUUUACGUGAAGAACUUCGGUGAAGACAUGACUGAUGAAAAAUUACGGGAGAUGUUUGAAAAAUACGGAACCAUAACUAGCCACAAAGUUAUGUCUAAGGACGACGGCAAAUCGCGAGGAUUUGGAUUCGUCGCCUUUGAAGAUCCCGAUGCAGCCGAGGAAGCCGUAAUCGAGCUGAACGGCAAAGAAAUUGCCGAGGGUAAAUACAUGUACGUCGGUCGCGCCCAGAAGAAAGCCGAGCGUCAGCAGGAGCUGAAACGCAAGUUCGAGCAGCUGAAAAUCGAGCGACUGAAUCGUUACCAAGGAGUCAAUCUCUACGUUAAGAAUCUCGACGACACCAUCGACGAUGAGCGCUUGCGCAAGGAGUUUACGCCUUUCGGAACCAUAACUUCCGCAAAGGUAAUGUUGGAAGACGGGCGCAGCAAGGGCUUUGGGUUCGUGUGCUUCUCGGCUCCGGAAGAAGCCACCAAGGCCGUGACCGAGAUGAACGGCCGGAUCGUCGGAACCAAGCCACUGUACGUGGCUCUUGCCCAGCGAAAGGACGAGCGCAAAGCUCACCUGGCUUCGCAGUACAUCCAACGGAUGUCUAACCUCAGGAUGCAGCAAAUGGGACCAAUGUACCAGGCUGGAGGCGCUGGAAGCUUCUUUGUGCCAACUUUGCCCCAACCUCAACGCUUCUACGGGCCCGCCCAGAUGGCCCAAGUACGCACGACUCCUCGCUGGCAAGCUCAGCCAAACCAAGUGCGCCCCAACGCCCAAGCCGGCAGCACCGGGUUCGCCACCAUGCAAGCUCCGUUCCGCGCAACUCCUCGCGCCGCCACUGCCCAAGCCGGUGCGAUGAGGAACGCCAUCUCCGCGAGACCCAUCACUGGGCAGCAGCAGCAGGUCGCUGGAGCCAACAUCCAAGGACGCUCCAUCAGCGGAACCAACGUCGGAGUUGCUCAGACUCAGAGUCGGCCUCCGAACUUCAAGUACAACAUCAACGUUCGCAACCCACCCCAGCCCAUGCAGAUGCCCCAGCCGGCUCCGGUUCAGCAAGCUGUCCACAUCCAGGGUCAGGAACCCCUCACUGCUUCCAUGCUGGCUGCUGCUCUUCCUCAAGAACAGAAGCAAAUGCUGGGUGAAAGACUUUUCCCGCUUAUCCAGAUGAUGUACCCGCAGCUCACCGGUAAGAUUACUGGCAUGUUGCUCGAGAUUGAUAAUUCUGAGUUGUUGCACAUGUUGGAGCACAGCGAAUCGCUCAAGGCUAAAGUCGAGGAAGCCGUCGCCGUGCUACAGGCUCAUCAGGCCAAGCAAGCCGUCAAGAAGGACUAAGGUCCACGCAACUUCGUUGCUGAAUAAUAAUAAUAAU
Cotesia glomerata is the source of this 2657-nucleotide messenger RNA. It is a transcript of the gene pAbp, whose product is annotated as polyadenylate-binding protein. Gene Ontology annotation, molecular function: RNA binding. Bases 728 to 2620 code for a protein of 630 amino acids. The record is from RefSeq and is a predicted model, not a curated record. The transcript has 3 exons. NCBI's taxonomy places the organism in Eukaryota, Metazoa, Arthropoda, Insecta, Hymenoptera, Braconidae. Gene Ontology annotation, cellular component: ribonucleoprotein complex.